Labrus mixtus (cuckoo wrasse) is the source of this 2124-nucleotide messenger RNA. It is a transcript of the gene gnl3, whose product is annotated as G protein nucleolar 3. Gene Ontology annotation, molecular function: GTP binding. Gene Ontology annotation, cellular component: nucleolus. NCBI's taxonomy places the organism in Eukaryota, Metazoa, Chordata, Actinopteri, Labriformes, Labridae. The transcript has 15 exons. The record is from RefSeq and is a predicted model, not a curated record. The coding region runs from base 76 to 1734 and encodes 552 amino acids.
UACAAACCAUCCAGCUCGUGCACUCCUCCACGUGCGAAAGCAUUUCAGUCACAUUGGCAGACUCACAGCUUCACGAUGAAACGACCAAAGCUAAGAAAAGCAAGUAAGCGUGUGUCAUGUUCCAAACGGUAUAAAAUACAAAAGAAGGUUCGGGAGCACACCAGAAAACUCAGAAAAGAGGCAAAUAAGAAAGGUGUGAGCAAACGAGUGAAGAAGGAUCCCGGAGUCCCCAGCAGUGCUCCCUUCAAAGAGGAGGUCCUCAGAGAGGCAGAGCAGAGGAGGCUACAGAUUGAAGAAGAAAAAGCGAAAAAAAGACAAGUUAAGAUAGAGGAGCGAGCCCAGAAAAGGAAAAAGGAGAAGGAAGAUGCAAACAAAGAUGUGGAUCCUAAGGCUAAGAGGGCUCGACAGGAUGAAGCUUGGCAGCUUACAGAGAAAAAGGCUGGCCCGGAUAAGAACUCAAAACCGUAUCUUUGUUCUGAGUUAAACAAGGUAAUUAAUGCAUCAGAUGUAGUGAUAGAAGUCCUUGAUGCUCGGGAUCCGAUGGGCUGCAGGUGUCCACAGCUGGAGGAGGCAGUGCUGCAGAGUGAUGGCAAAAAGAAACUGCUUUUUGUUUUAAGCAAGAUAGAUCUGGUACCAAAAGAAAAUGUGGAGAGGUGGAUACAGUCUUUACAACUAGAAUUUCCAGUUGUUGCGUUCAAAGCAUCAACACUGAUCCGGGACAAAACUGUGCAAGCAAAGAGAAGACGUAUAGAUCCCUCGAAUGAUGUUUUAGACAGAUCCAGAGGAGCAGCCUGCUUUGGAAACAAUUGUCUCACUGAACUCAUAACACGUUUUGCUGCAAACACACAGAGUGAAACGACACUCAAAGUGGGCAUAGUUGGCUUUCCUAAUGUCGGGAAGAGCAGUCUCAUCAACACCAUGAAGGGAGUCCUUGCGUGUAAUGCUGGAGAACAGAGAGGCAUCACAAAAUCUAUGCAGGAGGUGCACAUCUUAAAGAAUGUGAAGCUAGUUGACAGCCCAGGAGUCUUGGCAUCACUGUCCAACCCCCCAGCCUCUAUGGCUCUGAGGAGCCUGCAGGUGGAGGAGGGUCAGGAGAGUGUUCUGGAGGCAGUCAGGACUCUGCUCAAGCAGUGUGACAAGCACCAGAUCAUGCUUCAGUACAAUGUCCCCGACUUCAGAAACUCACUGGAGUUUCUGACCCUGUUUGCCAAAAAACGUGGAUAUCUGCAGAAGGGUGGAAUUCCUAACACAGAGCAGGCGGCCACAGCUUUCCUCACUGAAUUGACCGGGGCCAAGCUGAGCUACCACUGUAAGCCACAGGAGAAGCACAGCCUCCCUUCAUACAUGUCUGAAGCUGUGGCUGCUGAGAUGAAGAGUGGCUGGGAUCUGGACUAUCUGAAAACAGGCAAUGAGGAAACUCUUAAAGGUGUCAAAUUUCCAAACCAGGCCAGCAGUAUAAGUUUCACCUCUAAAGGUCCGACUGCAGGGCUGCUGAGUGUCGGUGACGUCUCUGAAGACAAAGCUGGCGCCGUCGCCACAGAGGGAGAAAAGCAGAAUAAUGAGCCUGAAAAAACUGCUGAGGAGGCAAGUGAGUCAGAAGCACCAGAGCGGCCACAGACGACGUCACUCCCAAAAAAACAAGCCCAUGUGCAAUUCCAGUCGGUCCCCAUCGACAUCAGCCUCUCUGCAGCUACGACAGACGACGCCUACGACUUCAACACAGAUUUUAAAUGAGCUUUGCCUGUUUCUGAAGUGUGCUCAUUUUGUCUGGAGGACAUGUGGACCUGAAUCCGUUUUGAACACCCUCACCUGGUUGAGUGGUUCAAGGCUGUUCUUGGUCUUUUCUUCAGAAUGGAAAUCUGGUUGACAGGUUCCAGACCAGGACUUACAUUUUUAUCCUGGACUAUAUUCUUCAAUUCAGAAUUCUGUUUAUCUAGGAGUACUCCCAGGAAAAGAACUAUAUAUGAUCAGUGGUUCUCAAAAUCCACAGACUUCUUUCUCAUUAUCUGUGGAAAACAGUGGAUUUAAAAUGUCCAAAGGUCAUUUGUAAUCAUAUGUUCAUGCAGAAUACUGUAAAUAGAUGACAAACAAAUGUAAAUGUAAUAAACCUUGACAAAGACUAAA